AUGGACCGGCAGUCUCACCCCUCGUUCCAUACCAACAACGAAGUCGUGUCGUCCUCUGCCACAUUGUAUGAAACCGGUAGGACUCGUAACGUGUAUGGAGAGCACGUCGGAUACGAGCGAUCUCGUGCGUUGACUCUGAAUGAGAUUCCGGAGGUGGUGGAACAGUGGCGUUCUUGCGCUGAGCGAGCCAAGGAGGCCGGUUUCGAUGGUAUUGAGCUGCACGCGGCGAGAGGCUACUUGAUAGACCAGUUUCUUCAAUCUUGCACGAACCAGCGCACAGACAGCCAUGGCGGGUCGUUUGAGAGCCGCUACCGCUUCCUUAAUGAUGUCAUUGAGGCGGUGAAGACAGUGUACCCGGCUGAUCGUAUUGGUGCUCGCACAGCUCCCAACAGUCCUUACGGCGGGAUGGGCAGAGUGGGUGCUGACGCGCAUUAUCAUGAUAAGUGCCGACCGCUAAUUACCUUCGACGCCAAGAAAGCAUUCAAGGGGACUGUCAUUGCCAACAAAGGCUACUCGAGAGACAUCGCUGAAGGUGUUCUUCGAAGUGGCUCGGCCGAUCUCGUUGGCUUCGCGCGAAUGUUCAUGGCGAACCCAGACCUCGUCGACCGCUUUAAGAAUGGCUGGCCUUUGACCCCACUGAUGGACUAUGAGUUCUUUUGGGACCCUGUUAAGGGUGACGAGGGAUACACCACCCUGAGCAACUUCGAGCCGUAA
Phytophthora infestans T30-4 is the source of this 714-nucleotide messenger RNA. Its product is annotated as 12-oxophytodienoate reductase, putative. The record is from RefSeq and is a predicted model, not a curated record. Bases 1 to 714 code for a protein of 237 amino acids. The transcript is spliced from 2 exons. NCBI's taxonomy places the organism in Eukaryota, Oomycota, Peronosporomycetes, Peronosporales, Peronosporaceae. Gene Ontology annotation, molecular function: oxidoreductase activity; FMN binding.